GGCUGACCAGCUGCCAGAAAAGCCUUCGUGCGGUUCAGGAGUCGGAGUAGCCUUUGCCUUCAUCCUUGCCUGGUCCCACGGGUGAACUAUGCUUGGUAAAAUUCAUCAUCCAAGACCAAGGAACACAUAAGCCCCUCUGCUUUUGUGCCCGUCUGGUCCCGUAACUGCUUCACGCCAUCUUGCCAAAGCUCAGGUGCGUUGGGGUGACUAUCUGGCAUCACCAAGAUGACGCUCCAUGCCACCCGGGCGGCUGCACUUCUUUCAUGGGUGAACAGUCUGCGCAUGGCAGACCCCGUGGAGACGGUGCUGCAGCUCCAGGACUGCAGCAUCUUCCUCAAGAUCAUUGACAGCAUCCACAGCACUGAAGAGGGGCGACCACUCAUGACACAGCCCUUGCCAGAGAGAUUGGACUUUGUGCGCAGUUUUCUGCAAAAAAAUCGCAAACACCCGUCUUCCCCAGAAUGCCUGGUGUCUGUGCAGAAAAUGAUGGAGGGAUCGGAGCUGGAAUUGGCCAAGGUCACCAUGCUGCUCUUGUACCACUUCACAAUGAGCUCCAAGAGCCUCCGCGACUGGGACCAGUUUGAAUACAAGAUUCAGGCUGAAUUAGCCGUCAUUCUCAAAUUUGUGCUGGACCAUGAGGAUGGGCUCAACCUGAACGAGGACCUGGAGAGCUUCUUGCAAACAGCUCCUGUCCCUUCCACCUGCUCGAGCACCGUCUCGGAAGAGCGCUCCCUGCCCAGCCACCAGACCAAGAAGGAGGUCCGCUUCCUAGAGCUGCAGAACGUCGCCUCCUCGUCCAGUGGGAACAACUUCCUUGCAGGGUCUCCAGCCUCCCCCAUGGGCGACAUCCUGAAUACUCCACAGUUCCAGGUGAGGCGGCUGAAGCAGCAGCUUGCCGACGAGAGGAACAAUAGGGAUGAGCUAGAACUGGAGCUGGCCGAGCACCGCAAGCUCCUCACUGAGAAGGAUGCCCAGAUCGCCCUGAUGCAGCAACGCAUUGACCGCCUGGCUCUGCUCAAUGAGAAACCAGCGACCAGCCCGCCGGAGCCCAGGGAGCUCGAGGAGUUGCGCGGCAAGAACGAGAGCCUCACUGUGCGGCUGCACGAGACGCUGAAGCAAUGCCAGGACCUAAAGACAGAGAAGAGCCAGAUGGAUCGCAAGAUCAACCAGCUAUCUGAGGAGAAUGGAGACCUUUCCUUUAAGCUGCGGGAGUUUGCCAGUCACCUGCAGCAACUCCAGGGUGCCCUCAACGAGCUGACCGAAGAGCAUGGCAAGGCCACCCGUGAGUGGGAGGAGAAGCGGGUCCACCUGGAGAAGGAGCUCGGCACAGCCCUGCAGGACAAGAAAUACCUUGAGGAGAAGAAGGAAAUCCUUCUGGGAAAACUUUCACAGCUGGAAGAGCGUUCUCCCCAGCCGCAGGAGAAGGGGGAGGUGCUGGGUGAUGCCUUAAAGCUGGAAGCCCUGACACAGGAGGCAGCCACUCUCGCUACAAACUGCGCAGAGCUGCAGGCCAAAGUGGAGGUGCUAGAGACGGAGCGGGGCCAGCAGAAAGCCCAGCUGCUGGCGGAGCGGGCCCAGUUUGAAGAAGAAAAGCAGCAGCUGGCUGGCCUGAUUGCAGGCCUGCAGAGUUCCAUCUCCACCCUCAGCCAGGCCAAGGAAGACCUGGAGAAGACCUCACAGGCACAGAAUGCACAGUUGACCACCCAGGUGGCCACUCUGACUUCUGAGCUCACCACGCUCAAUGCCACUCUCCAGCGGCAGGACCAAGAACUGACUGGCCUGAAGCAAGAAGCGGAAAAGGAGCAGGCCCAGCUAGCCCAGACGAUUCAGCAGCAAGAACAGGCCUCCCAGGGCCUCCGCCACCAGGUGGAGCAGUUGAGCAGCAGCCUGAAGCAGAAGGAGCAGCAGCUGGAGGAGGCAGUGAAGGAGCAGGACGUGAUCAGGCAGGACCUGACUCAACAACUAGCCACUGCUGCCAGGGAGCGGGAAGCCUCCUUGAGAGAGAGGGACACAGCCCUCCGGCAGCUGGAGGCAGAGGACAAGGAGAAGGCUGCUCAGCUGGAGGUUCUGCAGCAGCAACUUCAGGCUGCAAAUGAAGCCCGGGACGGUGCCCAGACCUCCGCAAGCCAAGCCCAGCGGGAGAAGGCGGAGCUGAGCGGGAAGGUCAAGGAACUCCACGCCCGCGUUGAGGCAGCCCAACAGGAGCAGCAUGCAACCCGGACCCAGGUGACGGAGCUGGAGGCCCAGCUGAGGUCUGAGCAGCAAAAAGCAACUGCGAGAGAAGGGGUGGCCCAAAAGAAUGAGCAGCUGCAGGAGCAGCUCCGGGCCCUUGAGGAGUCCUUGAAGGCCACCAAGGGCAGCCUCGAGGAGGAGAAGCGCCGGGCCGCAGAGGCGUGCGAGGAACAGCAGCGCUGUGUCUCCGAGCUACAGGCAGAGGCCCGCAACCUGGCGGAACAGCGGGAACAGGAGCAGAAGGAGCUAGAAGAAGAGAAAGCUGGGCGCAAGGGUCUGGAGAGGCAGCUGCAGCAGCGUGGGGAGGCCCAUCAGGCCGAGGUGGAAGCCCUGCGGCGGGAGCUGGCAGAGGCCGUCGCCGCCCAGCAGAGGGGGGAGAGUGAGUACGAGGAGCUCAUCAAGGAGCUGGCGACCUGGCGUGAGCGGUACGAGGAGAGCCAGCAGGAGGAGGCUCAGUAUGGCGCCCUGUUCCAGGAGCAGCUGGAGGCCCUCAAGGAGGAAUGCGAGAAGGCCCGCCAGGAGCUACAGGAGGCCAAGGAGAAGGUGUCGGGGAUCGAGGCCCAGAGCGAGCUCCAGAUGAGCCAGCAGCAGGAUGAGCUCACUCAGCUCCGGGGCAGCCUGGCUAGAGUCCACCAGCAGGUCCAGGAGAAGGAGGCCAGGGCCCAGAAGCUCACCGACGACCUCGCCGCUCUGCAGGAGAAGAUGGCUGCCACCAGCAAGGAGGUGGCCCGCCUGGAGGCGUUGGUGCGCAAGGCAGGAGAGCAGCAGGAUGCGGGCUCCCGUGAGCCUCUCAAGGAGCACCCCGGGGCAGGAGAUAAAGAGGCAGAGUGUCCGGAGGAGGAGGAGCAGCCCCAGCCCCCGUUCUGCAGCACCCAGGCCACACUGCAGGCUGUGGAGCGUGAGGCUGAGCGGAUGGGGAGUGAGCUGGAGAGGUUGCGUGCUGCGCUGAUGGAGAGCCAGGGCCAGCAGCAGGAGGAGCGCGGGCAGCAGGAGAGGGAGGUGGCACGGCUGAUGCAGGAGCGAGGCCGAGCCCAAGCAGACCUUGCCCAAGAGAAGGCAGCCAAGGCCGAGCUGGAGAUGCGGCUGAAGAAUGCCCUCAAUGAGCAGCGCGUGGAGUUUGCUGCCCUGCAGGAGGCACUGGCCCGCGCCCUGCGGGAGAAAGAAGGGAAGGACCAGGAUCUGGCCAAGCUCCGGAGUCAGGAGGCAGCCCAGCAAGCGGAGCUGGUGGAGCUGCAGCAAACCUUGGGACAACUGAAGGAGCAGCUGGCUGCAGAGAAGGAGCGCCAACAGUCCGCAGCAGCAGCCAGCGGAGAAGACGCCUCCAGGCCGGGAGCAACUGCAAAGACAGAGCCGUCGGGCGCGGAGCUGGAGGCCCUUCGAGCAGAGGUGAGCCGUCUAGAGCAGCAGUGCCACGGGCACCAGGAGAAGGCCUCCAGCCUGGAGCGCAGCCUGGACGCCGAGCGUGCCUCCCAUGCCCAGUGGGACAGCACUCUGGAUACCCUGAGAGGCCAGUUAGAGGAGAAGGCCCAGGAGCUGGGGCGCUGUCAGGAGGCCUUAGCCUCCGCCCACAGGGAGUUGACCGCUCACCGUGCCAAGGCCCAAGACCACAGCAAGGCUGAGGAUGAGUGGAAGGCCCAGGUGGCCCGGGGCCAACAGGAGGCCGAGAGGAGAAGCAGCCUCAUGAGCAGCCUGGAGGAGGAGGUGUCCAUCCUGAGCCGCCAGGUCCUGGAGAAGGAAGGCGAGAGCAAGGAGCUGAAGCAGCUGGUGGCGGCCGAGUCGGAGAAGAGCCGGAAGCUUGAUGAGAGGCUACGCCUCCUCCAGGCCGAGACGGCCAGCAGCAGCGCUCGAGCCGCUGAGCGCAGCUCCGCGCUGCGGGAGGAGGUGCAGACCCUCAGGGAGGAGGCUGAGAAACAGCGCGUGGCUUCAGAAAGCCUGAGGCAGGAGCUGGCCUCACAGGCGGAGCGGGCGGAGGAGCUGGGCCAAGAACUGAAGGCAUGGCAGGAGAAGUUCUUCCAGAAGGAGCAGGCCCUCUCCGCCCUGCAGCUGGAGCACACCGGCACACAGGCCCUGGUGAGCGAGCUGCUGCCCGCCAAGCACCUGUGCCAGCAGUUGCAGGCCGAGCAGGUGGCCGCCGAGAAGCGCCACCGGGAGGAGCUGGAGCAGGGUAAGCAGGCGGCCGGUGGGCUGCGGGCAGAGCUGAUGCGGGCUCAGCGCGAGCUCGGGGAGCUGGUGCCCCUGCGGCAGAAGGUGGCAGAACUGGAGCGCGUCGCCCAGCAGCUGCGGGCAGAGAAGGCGAGCUAUGCCGAGCAGCUCAGCAUGCUGAAAAAGGCCCAUGGCCUCCUGGCCGAGGAGAACCGGGGCUUGGGGGAGCGGGCCAACCUGGGCCGGCAGUUUCUGGAAGUGGAGCUGGAUCAGGCUCGGGAGAAGUACGUGCAGGAGCUGGCCGCCGUGCGCGCUGAUGCAGAGACCCGUCUGGCGGAGGUGCGGCAGGAAGCACAGAAUGCUGCCCGGGAGCUGGAGGUGAUGGCUGCCAAGUACGAGGGCGCCAAGGUCAAGGUUUUGGAGGAGAGGCAGCGGUUCCAAGAGGAGAGGCAGAAACUCACUGCCCAGAUGGACGAGCUGAGUAAGAAGUUAGCGGACCAUGACCAAGCCAGCAAGGCGCAGCAGCAGAAGCUGAAGGCUCAAGGAGGCGAGAGGCAGCAGGAGGCCCAGCGCCUCCAGACCCAGCUCAAGGAACUGCAGGCCCAGCUGAGCCAGAAGGAGCAGGCCGCCGAGCACUACAGGCUGCAGAUGGAGAAGGCCAAGACCCAUUAUGAUGCCAAGAAGCAGCAGAACCAAGAGCUGCAGGAACAGUUGCAGGGCUUGGAGCAGCUGCAGAAGGAAAACAAGGAGCUGCGGGCGGAAGCUGAGCGGCUGGGCCGGGAGCUGCAGCAGACCAACCUGAAGAGCAAGGAGGCGGAGCAGACCUGCUGCCAACUGACUGCCCAGGUGCACAGCCUGGAGGCACAGGUGGCCCAUGCUGACCAGCAGCUUCGAGACCUGGGCAGGUUCCAAGUGGCAACUGAUGCUUUAAAAAGCCGGGAGCCCCAAGCUAAGCCCCAGCUGGACUUGAGCAUCGACAGCCUGGACCUGAGCUGUGAGGAGGCGACUCCACUUGCUAUCUCCAGCAGGUCUCCUUCCUACAGCAAGCUGCCUCGGACCCAGCCUGAUGGCACCAGUGCUCUUGGAGAGCCAGCCUCGCCUAUCUCGCAGCGCCUGCCCCCCAAGGUAGAAUCACUCGAGAGCCUCUACUUCACCCCCAUCUCUACUCGGAGCCAGGCGCCCUUGGAGAGCAGCUUGGACUCCCUAGGGGAUGUCUUCCUGGACUCGGGCCGCAAGACCCGCUCUGCCCGUCGACGCACCACCCAGAUCAUCAACAUCACCAUGACCAAGAAGCUGGAUGUGGAGGAGCCUGACAGCGCCAACUCAUCAUUCCAUAGCACACAGUCAGCCCCUGCACCCCAGGCCAGCCUGCGGACCACCUCUGACACCCAGUCUCUGCCCUGCCUGAGCUCUGCCAGUGAGGGCAACUCGGCACUGCUCAGUCUGCCUGGCUACCGGCCAACCACGCGCAGCUCAGCUCGACACUCCCAGGCCAGGGUGUCCAGUGGGGCACCUUCAGGAAGGAGCAGUUUCUACAUGAGCAGCUGCCAGGACGAGCCUGAGCAGCUGGACGACUGGAACCGGAUCGCAGAGCUGCAGCGGCGCAACCGGGUGUGCCCUCCCCAUCUGAAGACCUGUUACCCCACAGAGUCUAGGCCUUCCUUGGGCCUGGCCACAAUCACAGAUGAGGAGCUGAAAACUGGCGACCCCCAGGAGACCCUGCGCCGGGCCAGCAUGCAGCCAACCCAAAUCGCUGAGGCCACUGGUAUUACCACCCGGCAGCAGCGCAAACGGGUCUCUUCAGAAUCCCACCAGGGCCCCGGAACCCCGGAGUCUAAGAAGGCCACCAGCUGUUUCCCACGCCCCAUAACUCCCCGGGACCGCCACGAAGGGCGCAAACAGAGCACUACCAAGGCUCCGGAGAAAGUCGCACCAGCUGUUGUCAAACAGGCUGACCGGCGCCAGUCCAUGGCCUUCGCCAUCCUUAACACACCCAAGAAACUUGGGAACAGCCUUCUGCGGCGGGGGGCUUCCAAGAAAGCCCCAUCUAAGGCUUCCCCCAACACCCGCGGUGGGACCCGCCGCUCUCCUCGCAUCGCCACCACGGCCACCGCCACCGGCCCUCGAUCCAGGGGCAAGGCAAAGCACUGAAAGGCCAGUACCAGUGAGCGGUCCCACCUGUGUCCCUGAUCCUGCCCUCUCUGGUCCUUCUCCUCCCACUGUCCCUCUCAGUGCCUUCGCUCAGCUCCCAGGCCAGGUGGCCGAACCACAAAAGACAGUGAUGCUUCCGUUGUCCCGUGCCUCGGGUGGGGUGGGGUGGGGUGGCUGCCUUCAGGGUAGCUCACCUCCCAACAUCCCCAGACUUGGCUGGGGUGGGAUUUGGAGUGAUGGGAAGGUUUUUAAGGGCCAGGGAUGGAUCUUUUCUAAAUGUUAUUACUUGUAAAUAAAGUCUAUUUUUUGCCCGUAA
Echinops telfairi (small Madagascar hedgehog) is the source of this 6841-nucleotide messenger RNA. RefSeq names its product nuclear mitotic apparatus protein 1 (gene NUMA1). The transcript is spliced from 25 exons. Gene Ontology annotation, cellular component: spindle pole; spindle microtubule; centrosome. NCBI's taxonomy places the organism in Eukaryota, Metazoa, Chordata, Mammalia, Afrosoricida, Tenrecidae. The record is from RefSeq and is a predicted model, not a curated record. Gene Ontology annotation, biological process: establishment of mitotic spindle orientation. The coding region runs from base 226 to 6525 and encodes 2099 amino acids. Gene Ontology annotation, molecular function: microtubule binding.